AUACAUACAAUAUGAAAACCAUUAGUUUAAAUCUCAAUUAUCAUCUCCUGAUUUCUCCCCUCUCAAUCAUCCUCAAUGCCUAAUCUCUUUCAAUCCUACUCUCAAUCUCUAAUAUCCUAAUCCUAAUAUCAAUCUCUAAUAUCCUAAUCUGUUUAAUCCCCCUCUCUCCCGAUACCAUUCCUCUCUCUUCGCUCUCCGCCCCAAAACUGACCCACCGCAAACCCACUGCACAACCCACAUUCUCUUCGCACGCGGGAAGGCAACGAAGUCGCGCGGGAAGGCAAAGCAUGCAAAAUCCUCUCUCUUCGCUCUCCGCCCCAAAACUGACCCACCGCAAACCCACCGCACAGCGCCAACCUGGUCCUCCCAUACCUGUUGAUCAUCAACAUGCAUUUUCACAUCGUAUUGGUCGCCGUCCGCCAAACAUGGACCGAGUUCCGUAUUCCGUAUCCUCGUGGUUAUGAAGGACCGCAUUCUCCAAGAUCAUGGAAUUCUCAGGCAGUUAACAGAGGAAAUCCAGGGACAACAGCUGAUACAUUUAAUUUGCCUUCAAGAAAUAGCACUCCUGGGAUAAUCCAAAUAGCUCAACCUUUGAGAUCACCAUCCCUCAUAUGUAUUUGAUCCAUGUGUAUGGGGAGAACAACAGCAACCUGAAUCAAAUUCAACAGAAAGUCGAACCUCAAGUUUCUCAAAAGGAUUCAAACUCUCCAAAUGAAAUGGAAAUAAUUGAAGGUCUGAUGCAAACACAUGAUGUCACAUUAAGUACUCUUCGUUCACGGUUGACAAAGUUACAGGUCGUGCGGCAUUUUUGGGAGCGCAGUGAUAUCAAAGGUGCUAUCAAUGCUUUGAGAAAGCUGCCAGAUCAAUCUAAGAUGCUGUAAGGUAUUGUUGGCAAUAUUAUAGAAGUAGAAUUAGAUGAGACCAGGUGAAGAAAGAGAAGGAUAACUCUAGCCUUCUAUCUUCUAACAACUCAGCUGAUUAGAUGCAAGUCUUGAAUUUAGUGACUGAAUACAAGUGAGCUCUUAUAAGUUAUAAGUAGGUACAUACAACAAUUGCAAUUGGAGAAUUGAUCAUGUAAGUGUUACAGCCUCUCGAUUAUGCAAUAUAUUAACCUGUUGUGAUGACAGUUCUUUUGGACAAUUAUUCCUAUGUAGCAUAAAUGUUUCUUGCAUAUGUACAUUCUGGUAUUCA
Cicer arietinum (chickpea) is the source of this 1191-nucleotide messenger RNA. NCBI's taxonomy places the organism in Eukaryota, Viridiplantae, Streptophyta, Magnoliopsida, Fabales, Fabaceae. The record is from RefSeq and is a predicted model, not a curated record.